This is a messenger RNA of Uranotaenia lowii, 1239 nucleotides long. RefSeq lists its product as uncharacterized. NCBI's taxonomy places the organism in Eukaryota, Metazoa, Arthropoda, Insecta, Diptera, Culicidae. The transcript has 2 exons. Gene Ontology annotation, molecular function: zinc ion binding; nucleic acid binding. The record is from RefSeq and is a predicted model, not a curated record. The coding region runs from base 1 to 1239 and encodes 412 amino acids.
AUGGGGGAUAAUCCCCCCGUGUGGGGCGGGAGGUCCAACCCGCCAGCGAACAGGAACCUGAGAACAUUACCAAACUGGAUGGAUCCCCGAGGAGAGUUCGGUGAUGUUAUUUUUCUUUGUCUGAAACCAAACAGCCCCGCAAAAUUGCCAAAAAAUCCUUUCAUCAUAUCUUUAUCAAUCGAGAAAGCUGCCGGAAAAAUUGAAGGGGGAAAUCCUACCGAUGGUGGGGAAAACUACCUUCUCAAGGUUCGAAAUCCGUCUCAGGUCAACCUGAUUACAAAAAUCGAUAGACUCAUCGACGGUACACCGAUCACAAUCGAGCUACACCCAACUUUAAACACUUGCCAGUGUGUUGUCUCUUGUGGCGAUGUCGAUGGUCUAAGCGAUCAAGAUCUUCAAAAAUACCUACACGAUCAAGGCGUUGUUAAAGUUUACCGGUUCGUGAGAAAGUCUGCUGGAAAAACAACUCCCACCAACUCGAUGGUACUUACAGUUAAUGGAUCCGUCCCUCCUCCAUUCAUUUACUUUGGCUUUCUUCGUGUGGCUACCCGCCCGUAUUACCCUCGUCCACUGAUGUGCUACAAAUGUGGACAAUACGGACACUCAAAAAACAGAUGCAAAAACGACCCCAUAUGCAUAGAUUGCGGCACGAAUUGCGAACAAGACGAAUGUCCCAAUCCUCCUCAAUGCAUAAAUUGCGGUGGAAAUCAUUCAGCAAUAAACCGUUUGUGCCCCAUCUACAAACAGGAGCAGGCCAUCGUCAGACUGAAAGUUGACCUCGGACUCUCUCAGUCUGAGGCCACCAAAGAAUAUCGGAAGCAGAUGAAACAACAUCACGAAGCAAAGCAACUGACCCAAUCCAGCACCAUCGAAAACGAUAAUCGAAUCCGGGAACUCGAAAUCCUGGUUUCCCAACUACAAAGCGAACUGGCAAAGCAUCGUGCAAGCGACAACGAAUCAACUCUAAUUGGCGACACUACAACUCAAGCAUCUGAAGAUUCUGGAUCCGACUUGGAAAGUCCUAUGAUGACCCCCAGAAAAAACAACAUCACCUCUACCCCCAAGCGAUCCCGACAAAACAGUUCUAUUGACAGCCCCUCAGAAUCAACAUACACGACUCACAAGAAAAAACCUAACCCCUUCCUGGCCCCUUCUACUAGUGUACAUCCACGGGUAAGAAAACUCCCACCUCCAAAAAGUCCACCUAUUUCGCUGUCCAAUGGAACACCCGUGGCCUAA